Molecule: messenger RNA, 1273 nt
Organism: Arachis ipaensis
Lineage: Eukaryota; Viridiplantae; Streptophyta; Magnoliopsida; Fabales; Fabaceae
Source: RefSeq, a predicted model, not a curated record
AAUGGACCCAGUCAUAAUUUAAGGUGGGGUUCCGAAUUCUUGAGAGAAUCUAAUUCCUUUGCUCUCCAAACACCACGCUAAUCUUAAUCUUCAUGGACCAAUUGUCGGCUAUUAAUCAAAACUAUUUCUUCCUGAAAGUUUGGAUUAUAUAAAACUUGAACCCAAUCGCUUCAUAAACAUGCAACAGUAAGAUUCUGAUUCUUCUCCCUAACUAACUAAUUUUGAAUUUCAUUUGUGCGAAUAAUAACCCCCAAAUCUGAAAGUCUUUCCUUCAAGAUGGAUGCACCAAAUGGAUCCCAAGAUACUGAGCAAACCCUUGAUUCACAAGUCAAAGCGUUCUUUGAUUCUGCUCCACCUCUCCAGAAUAGGAAUGAUAUCAUUCAGAAAUUGAAUCACUUCAUUCAGCUGAAUUCUUUAUCUUCAGAAAAUGGGAUAGGUAAGAGAAUUGUUUGUGUGACUUCUGGUGGCACCACUCAGGCAGUGAAUAGUGGUCUCCUGUUAAAGCUUCCCUUCAGCACUAUAUUUGAGUAUCUUCAGAUGCUGCAAAUAAUUUCAAAGCCAAUGAAGGAUAUUGGCCCACGUGCAAUGUUCUUUCUUGCUGCUGCAGUAUCUGACUUUUAUGUUCCUUGGAAGGACAUGGUAGAACAUAAAAUUCAAUCUGGAUCUCACAUCUUGGAUGUGAAACUUGUUCAAGUGCCAAAGAUGCUAUCAGUGCUUAGGAAAGAUUGGGCACCCGUUGCUUUUUGCAUAUCUUUCAAGUUAGAGACAGAUUCAAACAUUCUUAUAAAAAAGGCGCGGGGUGCUCUCGAGAAGUACAAUAUGCAUGCUGUUGUUGCGAACGAGCUCUCCACGCGCAAAGAGCAAGUGGUGGUUGUCACCAUUGACGACAAGAUUACGGUUCAACGAGAUAAGAGUAAGGCUGAUGAUGAUGUAGAGAAUCCCCUCAUUAAGCUUCUUUCUCAGAGACAUUCAGCUUACAUUGAGGAUUCGAAGAGAAUGAGGUGAAUCACUUUUUGAGUUUGACCUUUUCCACGACUUCUCCAUGUUGCAAUUCCAUGGCAAGACAACUCUCAUUGUAUGUAAUAAAACCAUGAAUAAAUGAAAAGAAGGAUUACACAAUAUAGAUAUAUUGAGAUUGUGGUUUAAGUAAAUAAAGGAAGAGAAAAUAGAAAUAAAGGGUGUUAAAAAGGAGAUAGUUUAGGAAUAGAUAUAUUGAGAUUGUGGUUACAAAUUUUCUACUUUUUUGAAUAUUUAACCAUUAACGUGUUUUGGA